This is a messenger RNA of Epinephelus lanceolatus (giant grouper), 2235 nucleotides long. The record is from RefSeq and is a predicted model, not a curated record. Lineage: Eukaryota; Metazoa; Chordata; Actinopteri; Perciformes; Serranidae.
AUGAAGAAAAGUAGUCUGGUGCUUAACUCAUCUUCAUCUUCUCGAAGAAGUUCCAGCAGUAACAGUAAACGUCGCAUCCUGGAUACGAGCACCAGUAAAGCCUCCAGAAAAGAAGUUAAGGUGUUAGACAAUGAUGGCAAAAAUGUCACUCCUCAGCCCCUGUAUCACGCAGAGCCCCGAGACAUGCCGUCCAAACCAGGCAGAUUAUUUUUGCAUGAAAUCUCUCCUGGCUCAGGUUCAGACCACUGGAAUACCAGUUCAAGCUCCAGUACACCCUUUUGCAGCUUAUUUAUGGGUAGUACCCUACUAUCCAGAUUCUCUACGACAACUUCACUGACUAAAGAGACUGAGGAUAGUGUUCCUAAACCGGAGAUACCAAUAAGCCCUCCAGUGCCGAUGAAAAGAGACAGUGUACAGCAACAUGUGACAGAGGAGAUGCUGGAUGAGGAAAUGGAAAUCUGCCUCACUGAGACAGACACCAUUUCUCUGCUGGACAUACCCAACACUUCUGUGUCAGAGGAUGCUGAUGAUGCAGAAGAUAUUCAAGAGACAAACACUCGAUAUGCUGCGCUUUGCAAGAACAAAAUGGGCAAUGAUAAGUAUGUGGCACACUCAAUGCAGACGUUUACUGGAGCACCAAAAAGCAAAGAAACCCAGACUGACACACUCAGCAUGGCAAAUGAAGGCACAAUAGUUACUAUCUGGGACAUCUAUGACUCUUUCUGUGGCCAAAAUGAAACCCAAAAUGAAAGUGAGAUGGCUGAUUCUCCAGAGAGUACUGUGAACACCAGCAAAUGUAAAGAGAAGAGAGGAGAGAGGAGCAGCAGCGCAGUCAGCAGCACCAUGAGCUUGCUGUUAGAAAAGGAAAUGAAUGGCAGCAGUAUAGAUGCUGAGUCUGACCCACAGCUGGUCAUGAUGUCAGAGUCAUUCCAACACAGCUUAUUAGUGAUGGAGAGGAGCAUCGUGGCAAACAUCUUUCAGCCCAAGCUGGCUGCUUAUAGACAGCUGCCCAUACUCAAAGACUCUGACAGCGCAGUGAAGCCUAGGACCAAGGAUCAGAGCAGGAAGGUCGAGGAGAGCUCUUUAUCUCCAACUCUUGAACGUCUCUGGGCUUUCAGCUGUGAGCUCACCAGAGGGUGUAACAUCACCAGCAUGGCCUGGAACAAGAAGAACCAGGAUCUCCUGGCAGUGGGUUACGGCAGCUAUGACUCCAAGAGCCAGACACCAGGUUUAGUCUGCAGCUGGUCCCUCAAAAACCCUACGUGGCCAGAGCGAGUCUUCCACUGUCAUAGCUGUGUGACUGCCCUGGAUUUCUCAGACAACAGCCCCGGCCAGCUGGCUGUGGGGAUGUACGAUGGGACUGUAGCCAUCUACGACAUCCAGAGUUGGACCACCCCAUGUAUCGCCAACAGCAGUGAGUGUUACAAAAAGUGCCUGCAUCCAGUGUGGCAGGUCAAAUGGAUCACACCAUGUCCAGAGACGACGUUAUCAGGGGAGGAAGCUCUGGUCUCUUUGUCAGCAGACGGCAGGAUUGCCAAGUGGAUUCUCUCUGGCAAUGGUCUUGACUGCAUAGACCUGCUGAAGCUAAAGAAGACUCACAGCUGUAAACAGAAAGCUGAAGAAAAUAAGACAGAACUUAGUCUGUCAACAACAGCUUCUGGUCUUUGUCUUGACUUCCAUCCAACGGCUUCCAGUAUAUAUCUGGUUGGCACAGUGGACGGCCUCAUCUGCAAGUGCUCCAUCUCCAACAGUCAGCAUUUUCUGGACACCUACCGAAAACACGCUCUCCCCGUGAACCACGUUGAAUGGUCUCCAUUUAGUUCUGAUGUGUUCCUGAGCUGCUCCUCUGACUGGACCAUCAAGCUGUGGAAGCAGGACCUCUUAACGCCCAUGUUGAGCCUCACAUCUGCCCAGAAGGCCGUGUCUGCUGUCAGGUGGUCCCCAAAGUGGUCCACAAUAUUUGCAGCCAUCAGUGGUCAACAAGUGGAGAUCUGGGACUUGACUUCAAGCAUCCAGAGCCCAAUCAUUGUGCACGAUGCUGCAGCUGGUGUGAACAUGACGUCCCUGCUGUUUACCAAAGGGACAGACUGUGUCUUGGUCGGGGACAGUGAUGGGCAAGUGACCGUCUACCAGCUCAAGAACCUCAGUGUGGGAGGAGGCAAGCAGGUGGACAGUUUGGAAGACAUCAUUCACUCUGCAGUUUCCAGGUCACAAUAUUACUUUACUGUACUGUAG